Molecule: messenger RNA, 252 nt
Organism: Parnassius apollo (apollo)
Lineage: Eukaryota; Metazoa; Arthropoda; Insecta; Lepidoptera; Papilionidae
Source: the annotation of a GenBank genome assembly
AUGAAGAUUCCAGACAAUGUUUUACCGUUACCUGGCACCAUGAAAGUUCACCAGGUGUUCACUGAAGAGAAAGGAGUUUUCAAAUAUAGAGACUUGAGCUGUUUCUGCAGGCGCGGCUUUUGUUCUUGCAUGGAUCUCAAAGAAUACCGUCCACUAAAACCCGUGGAUGAAAAAUCAAGCUCUGAUGAAUGUGAACCAGAUUUUAUGAAAGAAAUAGGCAACUUAGUCCAUCAAAAGAAACCCAUUCUAUAA